This is a messenger RNA of Cuscuta campestris, 3131 nucleotides long. NCBI's taxonomy places the organism in Eukaryota, Viridiplantae, Streptophyta, Magnoliopsida, Solanales, Convolvulaceae. The record is from the annotation of a GenBank genome assembly.
AACUCUCUCUUUCUCCCUCCCGUCUGUGACAAAACGAGUUGUCAAUUCUAUUCCCUCUCUCUCUCUCUCUCUCAACAACUAUACAUUUUAUGCUUUUACCCGAUUUUCUCGCUCUACCCGACUCCUCUGCUUCCGAUGCCUUUCUCUCUCCGUUCUUUACUGUGACUCUCUGUUCCUGUCCUUCCUAUUUUCAUUCAUCCCUUCUAUCUAUAUCUAUAUUUGUCAGCUCGAUUUGGGUUUGCUGAUAUUGGAAGGACAGUCAAAGGGUCGCCGGAAAUGUUCCCGAAGGUGAUACUGGUUCAUCGCCCGAAUCAUAUUUCCGUUUCCAGGGAUUGUUGAGAUAUCGCCGCUGCUUUCUCCGCCGCUGCAAACUACCACCAGUUCUCCGGCGUCUUUUAUUGAGUACUGUUCGUUUUUCUUUUGGAGUUGAUGAUGUUAGCGCCGGAUGAAGUACCCCCUGCGGAGAAGGACGGUGCUGAUGAGGAGGUGGAGAGUGGGAUGUUUCCGGCAGUCAGCACCAAUCCGGCCACCUUCUGUACUACGCCCUGUUCUGUUAUUGUUAUUCCCCGGAGCAAAUCUCAGGCAGCGACCCGCAGAGUCACGCCGACGUGUUCCAUCAACGUUCCCGCCGUCGGCGCUUCCUCCGUAGUGGAAAAGCAACUCCCGAACGGGGAUCUGUAUUUGGGGGACUUCUCCGGCAACGCCCCUCACGGAUCCGGGAAGUAUCUCUGGGCCGAUGGCUGUAUGUACGAAGGGGAGUGGAAGCGAGGGAAGGCCUCCGGGAAGGGAAAGUUUUCCUGGCCGUCCGGAGCCACCUUCCAAGGAGAAUUCAAGUCUGGCCGGAUGGAAGGCCGGGGCACGUUCAUAGGCUCGGAUGGGGAUACAUACAGAGGCUCCUGGUCCGCGGAUCGGAAACACGGGUUCGGGCAGAAACACUACAGCAAUGGUGAUUACUAUGAAGGACACUGGAAGAGAAAUUUGCAGGACGGGCAAGGGAGGUAUGCUUGGAAGAACGGGAACGAGUAUGUUGGCGAAUGGAAGAGUGGGAUGAUUCACGGGAGGGGCGUUUUGAUUUGGGCAAACGGGAACCGAUAUGAUGGGAAUUGGGAGAAUGGGGUGCCUAAAGGCCACGGCGUUUUCACUUGGCCAGACGGCAGCUGUUACAUUGGCUGCUGGAGCAGCAGCAAAGACAGGAGUCAGCUUCCUGUCAGGCAAGUCUUGAAUGGCACUUACUACCAGGCUCACAAUACAGGUGCUGCUUCCAGAGAAAUUAAGGAUCAUAUGGGGUUUACUUUCAAGGGAGAUGGGUCAUUUGGACCCAAGCUGGCUGUGUCUUCAUUAAUGUCGGAUGAGAAGUGUGGAGCCAUUGUUGUGGGAAUGACAAAAAAGAGGAGUUCACUGGAUGCAGCAGACCAAGCUGCCCAGAAGAAUUUUUCCAGGAUUUGCAUCUGGGAGUCGGACGGUGAGGCUGGGGAUAUAACCUGUGACAUAGUUGAUACAGCUGAGAAUUCCUUGAUUGAAUCACCGAAUGCUACCCAGCCUUUAAGAACCACCCCUUGUUGCUUCAAUGGAGAUGUGAAGAAGCCGGGGCAGACCAUUUCGAAAGGGCACAAGAAUUAUGGGUUGAUGCUCAAUCUCCAGGUGGGGAUAAGGUAUUCUGCCGGAAAGCGAGUUUCUGCAUUGGCUGGAGAUCUUAAGCCCAGUGAUUUUGAUCCCAAGGAGAAGUUCUGGACGAGGUUUCCUCCUCAGGGGUCCAAACUCACCCCUCCUCAUCAAUCUGGAGAGUUCUGGUGGAAAGAUUAUUGCCCAAUGGUGUUUAGGCAUCUGAGGGGGAAGUUUCGGGUGGACACUGCUGAUUAUUUGAUGGCCAUAUGUGGAAAUGAUGCUCUGCGAGAGCUUUCAUCUCCGGGGAAGAGUGGAAGUUUCUUUUAUUUGACACAAGAUGACCGAUUUAUGAUCAAAACUGUGAAAAAAUCGGAAGUCAAGGUGCUUCUUAGGAUGCUACAAAGCUACUAUCGUCACGUCUGUCUAUAUGAAAAUUCCCUUGUAACAAAAUUCUUUGGUGUUCAUUGUGUCAAACCCGUUGGGGGUGUGAAGACGCGGUUUAUUGUGAUGGGUAAUUUAUUCUGCUCGGAAUACCGAAUUCACAGGAGGUUUGACCUUAAAGGGUCUUCUCAUGGUCGCUCGACAUGUAAAGCCGAGGCAGAUAUUGACGAAACCACCACUCUUAAAGAUCUUGACCUCAACUAUGUCUUUCGCCUCCAACAAAACUGGUAUCAAGAACUAAUCAAACAAAUUGACCGGGAUUGCGAAUUUUUGGUAUCGGAGAGAAUAAUGGAUUAUAGUCUUCUUGUUGGCAUUCAUUUCCGACAAGACCAUAAUACCAUGGACAAAAUGGGCUUGUCUCCCUUCCUCUUGCGAACGGGGAAGAGCGAUUCAUACCAAAACGAAAAGUAUAUGCGGGGGUGUAGACUCUUAGAAGCAGAGCUUCAGACCAUGGAUAAGAUUGUUGCUGGCCGUAAAACCUCGAUCCGCUUAGGGGCAAACAUGCCUGCUAGGGUGGAGCGACUAGCUCGAAGAAGUGAUUUCGACCAGUACUCCCCAGGUGGUGGGUUCUAUAGCUUGCCACCUUCGCACCGCGGCGAAACCAGUGAUGCCAUCCUUUACUUUGGAAUCAUUGACAUUCUUCAAGACUACGACAUCACCAAGAAAUUGGAGCACGCAUACAAAUCGUUGCAAGCGGACCCCGCCUCGAUCUCGGCUGUUGAACCAAAGUUGUAUUCGCGAAGGUUUCGGGAUUUUAUUGGGAGAAUCUUUGUCGAAGAUAGGUAGGAGACUACGAACAAUGGCCGAUUGAUGCAAGUUACUUGUACAUGUAAAAUUCUAGGCACAAGGGGCUUAUGGAAAGAUUUGGUCAUGAGUUCUUCAUUUUUAGCAAUUUUUUUAGUGAUUGAAGAGGUUUGAAAAAAAAAAUGUAUAGGGAUGGAUGGAUGGAUCAUGAUUCAUGAGUGAUUAGAUUAAUUCCCAGAAUGAUUCGAGUAAUGAAUAAUGAAUUUUUGUACAGUUCAUACGGAAAAGGUGAACAAUUGUUUUUUUACAUUUUAGUAUAUAAUUAAAGCAUGUAAAAUUUU